Messenger RNA from Fusarium keratoplasticum, 1263 nucleotides. RefSeq lists its product as uncharacterized. Bases 1 to 1263 code for a protein of 420 amino acids. NCBI's taxonomy places the organism in Eukaryota, Fungi, Ascomycota, Sordariomycetes, Hypocreales, Nectriaceae. The record is from RefSeq and is a predicted model, not a curated record. The transcript has a single exon.
AUGAUUAUACCCCUCGAGCUCAUAGUGCUCAUUGCCGAAAAACUUGCCCAUCGCCUCGCCCAGACCUCCCCAUUUCUUGUAACCACCGAUGAUGCUGAGUGGGCGGAUCUGGAGGUGCAUCACCAGGCUCUGAUCAGCCUCGCAGCAUCAUGUACAGUUGUUCAUCACAACAUCCGACACCUACUGUACACAACUCUGGACAUUUGCAACCCCUUCCGUUUAACUAAAGCCUUGGUCGACAUCCUCAAGCAUCCGCAGGUCGGGCCGUCCAUCCGCCACAUUUAUUGUGACACCGCAUUGGACUUUGAGGCUGUAUGCAAAGGACCUCGGGGGUCUUCGUUCCGGAAGCAGAUGGAGCGGACGGUAGACAUCGCAUGGGUCGAGGAUACUCUUAAGCAACGCAAUUGCUGCCCUCCUUGGUGGCUCAACCGUGGAACCACGCAUUGGCUUCACAGAAACGGAAUCAAAACCUGGAUUCAUCGGGAAGGGCGAAUGCGUUCGGAAUAUCUAGAGGUUGCGUUUCUAUCGAUACUGCACAUGGCGACAAAAGUUGAGUCCCUCUCUUUUCAUCACGUCGACUCAGGCUGGGGAAGACUGGCAUCCAUGCAGGGCGCCAUGGGUCACCCAAGCUUGCGUGUUAUCGUCACGGUCGACGAAUGGGUCGAUGAAACGGUCAUGACUUGCCGGGACGAUGAUACCCAAGGACCACCACGUCUUAUUCUGGGUAACCUCAAGGCGCUGCAAUGCAAUUUCCGUGAACACAGUCAGUGGCUGCAUCUCGCCGACUCUCUAUUCGGUGGCGGAUAUGAGAAGCUGAGAACCCUCGUCCUUGACGGGAUGAGUCUACGAGACAUGAGCGAAUGGUCAGACAAGAUCAAAGUCGAAAACACAAAGAUUGAGCAACUCUAUCUCGGUUCACGGAAUCCAUUUAAGCGCCCGAUCUCCAACCCUCGCUUCGCCAAGCAGGAAUGGGUCAAGGGGAGAUGGCUCGUCGGUGGGCCAAGACUGGAGAACCCCCAGCUGGAGCUUGCAAGGGAAGAUGAGGAGGGAUGGAGGCCCAAUGCGGAAGAUCGGAGGAGACGGAAAGCUAAUCUAAGAGGUUUCAAACAUCUCCGGGUCUUGGAUGUUGUUGUCGAUUCUCCGCCGAAUUUCCCGUCCAGGACCCUUGUGGCGUUGAAGGAUAUUGCGCGUUCGCUAGAGGUUCUACGGGUUGAGGGGUACCCAUUUAACCUGUAUAUUCCAGAUGACCGCGUGUUUAGCUGA